Molecule: messenger RNA, 1102 nt
Organism: Impatiens glandulifera
Lineage: Eukaryota; Viridiplantae; Streptophyta; Magnoliopsida; Ericales; Balsaminaceae
Product: protein SRC2 homolog
Exons: 2
Coding region: 80-895 (271 amino acids)
Biological process (GO): defense response
Source: RefSeq, a predicted model, not a curated record
GUUACAUUUCUCUCUCUACUUUCUCUCUCACACACACUAAAACACACACAAAACUCCGAUCAGAAUUCCGAUCAGAUCCAUGGAAUAUCGUAAACUAGAUAUCACGGUGAUCUCCGCCGACGGUCUGAAAGACGUAGGUCUUCUCUCCAAGAUGGACGUUUAUGUCACCGUCUUUCUCUCCGACGAUCCUCGUAGCAAGUGCCGUACUCCGGUCGAUAAAGACGGUGGAAAAUCUCCAAAAUGGAAUCACAAAUUGAAUCUCUAUGUAUACGAACAUUCUCUAUCGCACAAUCCAUCACUCAUCUUCAAUAUUCGCGCCGAUCGGAUCAUUUCCGAUAAGGAUAUUGGCGAAGUCGUUGUUCCUAUCAAGGAACUUCUCGAAUCUUCUACCUCCGAUUCGUCAGAACGCGUCGUUGAAUAUGCGGUUCAUACAUCUAAGGGAAAACCGAAAGGAACAUUGAAAUUUGCUUACAAAUUCGGUGAGAAAUCAACACAAUCGGUGCCGGAAUUCAAGACUGCUGAACCAAUGGCUGCUUAUCCAGCUUAUACAGGUGGUCCUAGUGCAGGUUAUGGUGGUCCGCCGCCUGUUUAUGGAACUGCACAUGCAUAUCAAGCAGGACCUCCUCCACCGCAAGGAUAUGGUUAUCCACAACAGGCAGCUUAUGGUUAUCCUCCUCAACAACAGGGUUAUGGUGGCUAUCCACCACAACAGGGAUAUGGUGGGUAUCCACCACAACAGGGAUAUGGUGGAUAUCAACAACCACAGAAGAAGAAAAAUAAUAUGGGGUUAGGGUUAGGAUUGGGAGCUGGUUUAUUGGGAGGAUUGUUGGUUGGAGAUAUGAUUUCAGAUAUGGGUGAUUCUUCUGGUGGGUUUGAUGGUGGGUUUGAUUUUUGAAGUUUUGAUGAAGAUUGUGAUGAUGGGGAUGAUUAUUGAAGGGGCACUUUCUUGGUUCUUUAUUAUGGUAUGAACUUAGGUUUUAUAUUCAGCAAAUGAAAAAAAAAGAACUUACUUUUAUGUAGAUAUGAGGUUUACUUUGGUUCUAAUGAUAUGAUUUUGAUUGUUAAUAAAUUAUUUGGUGUUUCAAUUGCAAUUGAAUUUGAC